GUGGGGUAUAAAUAAUAAAUUAUUAUUAUUAUUACUCCAGAUGUUUUGGGACUACAAUUCCUGUCAUCCCUGACCACCGGUCCUGUUAGCUAGGGAUGAUGGGAGCUGUAGUCCGAAAACAUCUGGAGGGCCAAGUUUGGCCAUGCCUGGUCUAUAGCUUCAUCCUGCCAAGUGGUCAGGAAGAUUUGAGUCCCCAACAGGUGUACUGGGCUAUGAUAAUGACCCGUGUAGGGGUAACACGGCUGCCUGCAUCCCCUCUGUGACGGCUAACCGCCUCCCUUGGCCUAAGUAAGCAGCCUUCCUUUAUUAAGCAAUUUUUUUGGGGGGGGGAACGCUUGCUGAGUUGCGUAAGAUUGUUCUUGGAAAAGAAGAAGGCUCCGCCGAAUGGAAAGAAAAGCGGGAAGAGAAGGAGCAGCGGCCGCCAGAGGAGAUUCUUCUGUCUGCAGCUCACAAUGGCGCACGUGCCUUUCUCUCGGAGGUCACGCAGGGCAGAAAGGGGGAGAGGAGCCCUCGAGGAGGGGAGGGGGGUCAGCGCGCGAGUCUGUCGAGAGUCCCAGAACACCCGCGUGCAGCGGGAAGCCCCUCGCCGCGAGCCCGGUUCCUUAGUCGUCUAUUCCAUCCUCUCUGCCCCCCGAAGUGAGUGGUUGAGCCCGCCGCGUCCAGGGCAAGAGCGGGGAAAAGAGGAAGGGGGCUGCUGCGCCGCUGUUUGGCCAGGGGAGAUGUUUGUGAGGCGAGGAGGCGGCUAAGUCAUCCUUCGGCUCGGGGUGUGCGAGCCGGAGGGCGGAAACUUGGGAAGAACUAAGCGGGGCGGGGAGCGGGGGGUUGAGGAGUCUUCCGUCAGUGAAGGAGCUGAAGUGGAGAAGCUGAAGCGAGAAGUUCGCGUCGGAGCCAAAGAGGGGCGACGUAGUAAGGAGCUAAAUAGGCAAAGAAGGCGGAAAGGGGUCUCAGGAGAGAGAAGAAGUCUUCAGGACGGAGGCUGAGCUGUGGGACGUCUCUCCUCGCGCCCCGCGAGCCGGUGGCGCGCCAGCUGUGGCGGGCAGCAUGGAGCUGCUCCCGAAGCCCCUCAGGUGGACUGUGCUGCUGCUUCUCCUGUCUCUGUCCGGCUGCCUCGGCCAGACCGCGCCGCACUUGCGCCCCAGUCGGCCGGGCGUCAGGAACAAGUAAGUGCCCGCCUCGGCCUCUCUCCGCGCUAGCUUGGGCUCCCCUCAAACUCCGCUCUCGGGCCCUUGACGAAAUGCUCCCCACCCCCCGGGAAAAGUGAGCCGCAGGGCCGAGAGCGGCAAGCUGCCUGCAAAUGGGCAAGUUGGAGCAAAGUGAAACGGCCGGGGAAGAGGGAAUUGGUGGGGGUCUGGCGUGUCCAGGGAAUCCCCUCAUCUUUGCGGCUGCGAAGCUCUGAUGAGAGUUUAGGUUGAGUUCCCAGCACAUGGUCGGUCUUCAGUCCCAGCAGAGAACAGAAUUGGAUGUUACACAACCGGGGUGGGGUGGGUGUAAUCUGUAUUACUUGAGAUGGUUGGAGCUCUUUCUGCAGUGCUUGAUAUGUGACCAGUGUUAGAAACUCAGAAGGAUAAGCUAGGUGCCAAAUGGCUCCGCUUAAACCAAGGUUACAGUCGCCAAAACAGAAUUCCUACUUGCCAUUUUGGGGCAAGAAGACAGCUCUAAAGUCUUAUUUUUCAAAUGAUGGACUGACUGUGAAUGAUUAUCAGUUAAACAUCAGAUGACAACCUUCAGCUAGCUUAACAACUUUGAGAACAUAAAGAAGAAGUCAGUUUAUCCAGGGACAGUUCACACAUUAAUUGGUCUAUUCCAACCUCUUUUUCUUAAUGGUGACAUGGACCAUAACGUGAGAAUGUUCUUCACAGCUGAGAGCAGGGCAAUAGGGUGGGGUAAUCUACAAUAACAGGUCCUGCACAGGCUGCGUAAAAAAAGCAUUUUGGUUCCCGAAAUUCAUUUUGAUUGUGCAGAUAAAAUAUAAUUGACAGAAUUCUACAGGAUGUGUUAUUAGUGUGUGAUGUGUAUUAGUGGGCAUCUUCACUUGGUUGCAGGUGACAGGUACAAAAUGCACCUGUUGCCUGGCUGAUUUUGAACAGUGUGUCUCUAUUAUUAUUUCUUUUGAAGAUUUACAGCUUGCCUUGGAUCAUGACCUUCAAGGCUUCUUACCACUAGUUGCAGUUAUUUAAACAGAAAACACUUCACAUUGACAACCUCACAACCAUACAUGUAUAACUCAGCAGGCCUUAGUUCUCCAGCUGAUAGUUAGGGUCAGACUCUGAAGUUAAUUAUCUUCUUGUAGGCAGUGGACUUUUAGAUGGUAAUAUUGCCAGCCCUGCUGCAUUUAGGCAUCCUUUGGGAUUUCCACCCCAUAGUACUGCCAUGUGGACCCUACAGAUUAAAGCCAUAAUGUGCUUCUCUUCAGUUUAGCCAGGGCAAUUUGCAGUUGAAUCCGAUAGCUAUUUCUAGCGGGGAGUAGGAGGAAACUAGGUUUCCACAGUUGCUCCUUCUUUGGCCAACUGAUGGGCAAGCCCUUGUUGUGAUGUUCUUCCUGGGAGGCUGCUGUGGACUGGAGGAAAGCACUUUCCCAAUGUCAGUAUUAAAUGAAGAUCCAACUGCAAGCUCACUCAGAUUCUUUACAUGGAAUUGGGGAGGGGGGAAUAUUCUCCUUUGCCUCAGGCAGCAAAUGUAUUGGACCAGCUCUGCUGACAAAAUGUAGGUAAGACAUUUUUCAAAGGCUGUGUCUGCAUGUGCCUUAUUUGGUUGGCUACUUGAGCACUGGGUGACAUAACAAUACACACAAUUUGCGUGUGUUGGGCAUGGACAAGUUGAGCACAGACUAGAUACCAAAGGAUAAACAGCUUGGGGGGGGGGGUUCAGGCUCCAUAGUUCAGAGAUCCGGUCUACUUGUGCCACACCAAUUCUGUUUUUGGUACUUACUUGUGACCCCUUUUUGUGACUAGUAACAGCAGAAAGAUAUUUGUUUCUUUUUAGUAAUUGUCUCUUCCACCCAUGUAGCACUAAAUCGUAUUGUUAAAUGAAGCUCCUCAAUCCUCAAGCAGUGAGUAGUUUAGGGGGUAUCAAUGAAGAGUUUAGUUUCUUCCAGAUAGAAAAAGCACUGGAGAGUUAUGCUGCCUUUGUAGUGUUUUAUUUAUUUAUUCAAGUAGAGGGAGACUUUUAGAAGUAAACAGUUUAAAACAGGCAGACAACUCACUGACCCUUCAUCUGAUUUCUGGACAAUUUCAGCUUGGAAUCCCUACUGUCUUUCCCCUGCCCUCAUCUAGUCUAUCUAAACCUAAAACUCUAUCUCCAAACCCGCACUGCCAACUCCUCUGCACACAUGUCUCUGCAAAAGGCCUGGACUCAGACUUCAUCCUAACCAUUAGCUCCUUUUGAAGAAAUAUCAAUUAAAAAUCACUGUUAGCAAGCAAUCACCCAAACAGCAUUCACCUUAAAAGGUGACCUAGUCCCUCUAAAAGCUCUAGAGAGCCUAUAGCUCACCCUGGAAAAGAUGAUAAAGGGACAUAAAUUGAAAACAUUCAAGAUGAUUCAUAGUUACUCAUUUCCAUAUUUACAAAUGCAUUUCUUUCUCCAGUCAGUAUAACCAUCCCCGGUAAAUUAUUCACUCUCUAAACAGCAUUAUUCCUUUCCAGAAUACAGACUGCAUUCACAGUUUACAGAACAAAGAGACUUAACAGCAAAGUUAUCUUCCCAGGUUUUUAAAUACUUUCUGGUUCCAUUAUAUUGUUUACAAAGAACAAAACAAAAUGACCAUCAUUUUAUCCUCUACACAAAACUGUAGAUUCAGGCUUCGCUUCAUGCUUCCAUAAAGACAAGGCAGUUUGUUUCUUGUUCUUUUCAAGCAUGGUAUAAUUUCCUUAAAUAACUGAAUCUCACUAAGUCCUCAAUAUUUAGCCAAUUUUUAAAUGAUGCCUGGGGUUUCACUAACAUGAGUAAAGCAAGGAUGAAUUAAUGUGCCUUAGAACCAGGAAGUAAAACUGCAAGCAUUAAUGCAGCUCCCUUACGAACAAGUCUCUAAAACAAGUUUGGAUUUCCCUCCAGCUUCCAUUUAGACUCUUAUCAAUUGCUUGUGCACAUGCAACUUACAGCAUACUCUCCAUCUUCAAAUCCCAAUUGCCAACUGCAUAUGACUUUGCAAAAACUCUGAAGUCCGACCGCACUCUGCAGAUAACUUGCUCAUUCAGGAAAAAAUAUAUCCUAACCUUUAAAUUCCCUCUGUAGACAGCUGAUCAUCCAUCAUAAGCAAUCUAUUUAGCAACAAAGGGUUGGUCACCCAAGUGUCCUACUACCAAAGAGAUGGAAAAGACCAAAGGAGGCCAUUUAGCCCAGUCCCUUCUCACAAGGCCAGAGAACAUGGUUGAUUCCUUAACAUCCAAAGUUAUCCACCCCAGAUUCAGUAUUCUGUGGCUUCAGUUUAAUGUUAAGCAGCCAGUACCACAUUUGUGUUCUAACAUCAAGCACCUCCUAAUUGCUUCGUAAUAAACUAUAUUGCUGGGCUGGGAUGUGUAUUUGGUCAUUUAAAGUAUCUGCAUUUGUUCAUAUAGAAAGAACAGAGCAGAAAGAAGAGUGGGUUCCAUACCCUGGGUUCAAACACAAUCCUUGUCAGUUUGACAUGAGAUGCUUUUAUUCCUCCAUUUCAGCCUCUAUUCUGUAGUCACCAGCUAUAUUUAGUGAGAAUAUAAGUUUUAACUUGGUGCAUUUUAUUCUUUUAAAGUAAGCCAGGUAUUUUUGAAUACUCAAGUUCCACAGUAGCAUUCCAAGAUACUACUUUUGUUACAUCUCCUUACAGCUUUGAAAUUGGCUUUACAACCCGUAAAUGUAUUAGGUGAAUAAUAAUAAUAAUAAUAAUAAUAAUAAUAAUAAUCAGAUAAUUUCAAGUCUGUCUUCUCUGUCUCUUGAAUGGAAUCUUUGUGGUUGUAUAUUUGACCCAGAGAAAUGGCUAAUAACUUUCACUGUUUGAUGGCUUAACAGUGUGUCUGUCCUGUUCUUGUCUCCCUCUCUUCUUCUCCCCUGCAGGAACUGGUGUGCCUACAUCGUGAACAAGAAUGUGACCUGCUCAGUGCUGGAUGGCACAGAGAGUUUUGUUCAAGUUCAGUACUCCUGUGCCUGGAACCAGAUCCCCUGCCCACAUGCUCCUGUGUAAGUAACAAAGGAAGACAAGGAGGAGACUGAGUGGGUGGGGAAGUAUUUGGUCAUCUUUCCAGCAGUGAGGUAUUCCCAUAUGUAGGCAGAAAAAUCCUCUGCUUCAUCACACAACUUAGUACGGCUGUGGAAUUCUUCACGUUUCACCAUGUGGGUACUUCAGGAGGAUGUGCACCAUUUUCUAACAUCUGAUUUCUAAGCCAUAGUAUAAGCUGAACAGAGCUUGCUCUUUUUAUUGCAAACAUGAGGCAGCUGCAACUAAUUAGAGCCAUGUUGACUCUUCUGUCAACAGAUAAUACAAGUCACCGUACAUUAUUCAGACAAAAGAAGGAAAUUGCAAAAACAUUACCCUAGCAUAACUACUUUGGGGUUGGCAUCAGUUAAGAAUUAUUUUUUUAAAACUCUGAUUAAAGUUGAAGCAAUUAGUACCUCAAUUUUUGUGGCAGCUCUGUGAACACCUGCUGCUGAGUACAAUUACAUUCCUUGGCCUACAAUCACCUGCAGGCUCUAGUCAUGCAGAGCAGUCAUAAACUUUGCUGUAAAUCAGUGCAGGUCCUCUUCUUUGAAAUGCCUGGGUGGAAGCCAAAAUGUUCCAGUAAUUUUGAGCCCGUAAUUUUUUUGCAGUGUGUGCUGCCCUGUGAUCCACAUGGACAAAAGGAAUAUAAAUAAGGGCUAUAAUAUUGGUGAACAGAAUAUACAGCCGUUUAAGUGGCUAUUUGAAUAGGCCGUCUCAGCAAACCAGCUAACUUUAGGAGAUGUUGCCAGGUGCGCAAAAAUGUAUUCCAUCACCUGCUCUCAGAAUGGUGACAAUUUGAAGGUCUGGACAAUAUUUUACUCCCUCACAAUCUGAGAAAACCUAGCAAUUCAGAUGCUCAAAGCCCUGACUCUGUGUUGCUUGAUGGUCUAGAAUGCUUACACUCAAGCUACAAGCUUCUGGGCUAUAUAGUUUAUUUCGUAAGGGAGGAGGACUGGAAGAAGAGCGUGUGGAAAUCUUCCAGAAUAGUGUAUUGGCUUUCAUGAAACUACCCUGGAAUAAGUUGUAAAGAUUUGAAACUAUCAUCUUGUGUUAAAUGAAAAUCAGGUGCCUUGGAAAUCUAGAUACCUUUGCCAAUGUAUGUAUGUCUGCAUCUGGAAGAAUGCUGUGAGUAUUCCCGCCCCCUGCCCCCAGCAAAUUUGCUGUUACUAUUUCUUCAGAAUCAUGUGAUAAGAGGCGCGUGAUUAGUCACCUCCUCGGGUGUGUCAAUUAUGGCUUUACAUUCUGAUAGUAGUCAAAGACGGGACUUGGGUGGCGCUGUGGUCUAAACCACUGAGCCCCUUGGGCUUGCCUAUCAGAAGGUUGGUGGUUCGAAUCCCCACGACAGGGUGAGCUCCGGCUGCUUGGUCCCAGCUCCUGUCAACCUAGCAGUUCGAAAGCAUGCCAAAAAGUGCAAGUAUAUAAAUAGAUACCGCUCCGGCGGGAAGGUAAACAGCGUUUCCAUGCGCUGCUCUGAUUUCGGUGCUCCAUUGUGCCAGAAGCAGCUUAGUCAUGCUGGCCACAUGACCUGGAAAAACUAUCUGCGGACAAACGCUGGCUCCCUCUGCCUGUAAAGUGGGAUGAGUGCCGCAAUCCUAGUCGUCUGCAACUGGACUUAACAAGUUAUGUAGUGCAAUCCUAUACAAGUCAACUUGUAAGUAAAUCCUGCUGUAUGCAUUGGGGCAUACUCCCCAGUAUGUUUGUUUAGAGCUGUAACUAUUGAUCAGCGUUUUUGUUUUGUGUGCUUGAAUUUUGCAGCACAAAUGCUUUUGGCAAAAAAGUAGCUUGCCUUUGCCAAAAAAGAAGCUUACAUUCAACUAAACAUUGACAACAUCAGCUUAAUUAGAGGAAGUUGUGGUGAGAUGUUCUCUCUGUAAUGUUCCCUGUUGAUUCUUUUCAUAGUAUCUUAACUUAAUUGACCACUUUAUAAUACUUUAAAGAGAGAAAGAGGAAGAUUGGAUUAGGCUGACUGAUGAGAGGUUCGGUCUCUCUUUCUAUGCACCCAUUGGGAGUAGUUCCACUUAACACAGUAGGACUUACUUACAAAUAAGUAUGCAUGUGUUUGCAUUGUGAAUUAAUAAAACAGCUAGGGUGGCCUAAGCAGGUACCUUCACUGGCCUGAGAGAGACCAGCAUGUGGUUACAGCUAUGGCAAAAAGGUCCCUCCCAUGUCUUUCUAAGCAGAAAAACCAUGUGGUUGAUAGGGCUGCCUACCAGGUUAAUCCUACUAGGAAGGCUCUCACUCUAUCUAUUGUUAUGAGGCCUAACAAGAAGUCUCAGUAGGACUGCCUUGAAUGGCCAUCUGAGCAUGCUCAGAGCUGUUUCUGGAAGCCACGCCUCAAAGCCCAUUCUUUGUAGCUAGCCAGGAGAAGGGUGCAGUGGCUAGUUUGAGCAGCUUGUGUUUUUAAACGAAUAUUCAUCAAGAGAGAGCAACAGUGGACAGUGAGUAUCUUUUUAUAAUAUCGAUUUUUAAAUCAUUUUUGGGAAUGGGCAAGGAGAAAUGGUUGGUGGCUUCUAUGUGUGUUGUAACUUUCAGCACUUGUGUAUUAUUGGAACUCUAAUGUUUGUACAUAGGCUUGAGAUGUAUGGAUGUUUUGCAUUCCUGUUUUUCUUUAGGUUUUAAAAAUCGCUGUGCUGCUUGGUUGGCUACUGUGAGAACAGGAUGCUGGACUAGAUGGGCCUUUGGCCUGAUCCAGUUGCUGAUCCUGAACUACUGUGGUGAUUAUAUACCAUGGUGGAUAUGUGUGUUACAUUAUUAAAUACAAACAAAGGUUUGGUGAGACUGAUGCACUCUGUGCAUGCUCAUUCUAUUUUUUUCUGAGGCUUAUAGUUCCUAAUCAUGUCUCCUCUACUCAAGUCUGUGAAAGCAAGGUGUGGUUUGUGAGGAGCAGUUGGCAGUGCCCUUAAUCUGCAUCACAUUUUAAUUGGAUAGAAUAUUGACUGUACAUUUCCCUUCUCAGUAAGCCAAUUGGCAAGAGCCUUAUUGUCUAUACCUUUGGAAAACAAGCACACCAGUGGCUCUGAAGACUUAAGUUUACAAUCUUCCUCUCUUGUCACUGGCUGUUUGGGUACAGUACUAAUAUUCUUUUAAUCAAAGGGGCAGUCAACUAUUUUAUAGGUGCCAACUAUUUGUAUAAUUGCAAUGCUUAGGUUCCACAGUAGCUUUGCAAGGGAGGAGGAUGGGGAGAAAAUCAGAAGAACUUGGACACACCCCUGGGACCACUCAUUCUCCACACCCCUGAGAGACCCCCUAGCAGCCCUACUACAUGUAGUGGGCAUCAGCUGCUGCUGGGUAGCAGUAAUACACAGAGCCCUAAUCUGUAUAAGGAUGUUCAUCAGUGCAUGCAUUGUAUGGGCUUAAAUGUCUUGAGAUAAAAAUGGCUCGGGCGGAAUAAAUGCAGAAAUCUGUCCUAAGCUGAAAACUUGCAUCAUAUGUAGACAAUACUUUUAAGUCUAGACAAUCUUUGUUUUGCACAUGGGUUAUAUUCUGGACCCCCACAUACGUCAGCGGGCCCCACAUAAAGCAUUCUGCCCCGUCCCCAUUCUGCUCUUUUAGUAAUGUUUUCAGGUCACUUCUGGAUUCAUCGCAGUGUGUGUGUGUGUGCAUUUCCAUCAGUCAUUGCCGGUAGCCUAAAAUUUGUUCCAGUAAAUUUAAGAGUAAAAAAUGGUUUUGGAUGUCUCAAAAAUAUUUACAAAAGGAGCACUGCUGUUGCAUAAUCAGGAAUGACUCCUGGAUGUGCCCAGGGAAAGGUUUUUCUGUAGAGGCCCUAUCUUGCUGACCUCAUGGGGAAUGCUGCAGAAGGACAGUGUAUUGGAAACAAAAAGAAGUUAUCAGUGAUCCUUAGUAUUUUGGCAUGUUUGAUAGUGUCAGUUUGCUGAUGAGAUGAACUUUUCUGGCCAUGUAUCAUUGACCUAGAAUUGCCCGUUUUUGUCUGUAAACAGUGAACAAUAGACUCUUUCUCAUCUAUGGGUUGCAAAGGGGUAUAUUUAUUUCAUACAACAUUCAUAAUUGACUGCAUAAUUUCAGAAAAACUCAGUACGAAUGUUUGAUCUUUGAUAAUACUUGAUGGGAGUUUUAAACAAGCUCUUUGUUGUAUUCAUUCCUAGACAAAUGCACAAAUAAUGUUAAAACUCUCUAUAUUUCAUAAUGCAAUGUAGUGUACCUCCAGGCGAAUAGAAACAACAUAUUUCCAGUGCUGCAGGGCAUAAAGCACAUAUUCUCAUGGUCCAGAACCUAUCAAACUUCUUCUGUCUUCUGGUAACAUCUUGUGGCUCCUGCUAGGGUAUUGACAUGGGAAAUAAUAUAAAAUACAGUUGUACCUUGUAUCCUGGGUGGCGAUGUUUCUAUUUUGCUUAAUGUAUGUAGGGUUUGGUGUCAGCCUGUGCAGGUUCUCUGCUGUUCAUUUGUGUUUCUUUGGUGGUGUGAGAGGUUGGGGUUGGCCUAGGGUGUGGUUGGUUGUUUGUGAUUGGCUGUGGUGAUCUUUGUUUUCGUGUGUGAGUGGUGUGGGUGGGUGUUUUGGAUCAGGUUAGCCAUAUUGAUUUGUAUGCUGUUGGUGGAUUAUUGACAUUGUCUUGUUGGGCUGUGUAUGUGAUAAAGGGGAGCCAUACCGGGGUAAAGGUGUCUUUAUGCAAAUUUGUAUCUUCUGGUGGCCUCCUAUUUGUUGAUCUGUAAAUGGCCGUGCUAUUAAAAAUGUCUCCUUGUUUAAAAAGUUUCUUUUAUUUUCAUGUGAAUCAACCUGGAGCUUAUCUGCAGAGUCAUUUUGAAAAGUCUUGACCAGUGACCCACCAUCUCUGGAUGUAAUGCAUUUUCCAGACCUUCCUUCAUGACUCAUUUGUCAGGUUUUCCCAUUCUUAUUGUGUUAAACUAAGUCCCUUCAAAAAAAGGGAAACUAUUGCCAGAAACUAUUUUGAUGACAGGCUUAAUCCAGUAAAUGGAUUUCUAAUUAGCAGGGAAGAGGAACAUGUGGAAUAAAGGUGCUUUGGAAGGUUAAAGGCAAGAAGUGUACUUUGAAAAUGGCAUCACUGUGUGGCAAGGAAGAAAGGCCAAGAGCCUGCCUAAAGUUUUCUGUUUGUUUCUAUGGACCUGAAUAUGUGGGUAUAUGUUACCAGCCUAUGCUAUGAUAUACAAAGGUGCAGGGAGUGAGGGAAGAAGUCCUCUAAGAAUACAAAUGCAGGUGAGCACUACUUUCUUGUUUUGCGUUUUUAGGACUCAGAGGUAGUCAUGUAUCACAAUUCUCCAUCUUUCUGAUAGUAUGCAUUACUAUAAUAGAAGAAUGAAAAGAUUUGUGUUAAUGCUAGCAACAGACAUGCUGAACAAGUCAGUUUAGGUUUGAACCCAACAGAUUGCCAUCAGAUGAUUUCAGUAGGACUUUGUACGUGUUCUUGAUUUCAGGAAGGCAGCUUCAAUUCUUAUUUCCCAAUAAAUGAAAAUGCAGGUGAUAGCUAUUAUGAGUUCAAGCACUUCUUCGAACUAAUUAAUUCAUUGAUGUUUAUGAAACAUUUAGGAAACGGUUGGAAAUCCCCAAGUGACUUCAAAGGCAAAUUUUGUCUUUCUUUCUGUAGCAAGAUUUAGGAAGCAACCUUAGGAAAUCUGAGCAUUUUAGAUGGUGCAGUACAGUGGUACCUCGGGUUACAGACACUUCAGGUUACAGACGCUUCAGGUUACAGACUCUGCUAACCCAGAAAUAGUACCUCGGGUUAAGAACUUUGCUUCAGGAUGAGAACAGAAAUCACGCAGCGGCAGCAGCGGGAGGUCCCAUUAGCUAAAGUGGUACCUCAGGUUAAGAACAGUUUCAGGUUAAGAACGGACCUCCAGAACGAAUUAAGUUCUUAACCCGAGGUACCACUGUAUUUGGGUUUGUGAGUGUUUAGCUUCUUGUUCUGCAUAGCUAAUAACAGAGAAUCAGCUGAAUCCCAUGAGGAGCAAAUGAUUUCAUUGUUGGAGAAUUUUUAACUGCUGUGGAUUCAACAGUAACAAAUAGAUGAAAAUAAGGGAGUGGUACUAAGAGCUUCAACUGUUAUGUAACAUAGAAUAUUUCUACUUGUCUUCUACAAUGGACCAUUGUAAUCCUGGUAGCCUGGUAAUCUAGCCAUACUCCUUAGCCUUCUUUCUUUAUGCAAUCUGCAAUCAAAGUUAGAGCUAUGUCAAUCAAUAAAGCUCUAUAGAUCAUAAUAACUGAACUUAUGACUACUAACUGUAGUUAAUGGCAAAGCACUGGUUAUAAAACGUGGGUCUUUCUACUUCAGUGGACCACAAUUAAGGUUGAACCUGAUUAUAAUUUGUUAUUUUGAUGUUGUUACUGCAAUUGGAAAAUAAAUAAAAACAUUAAUAUAAAAAUGUUAACUAAAGAAUGGAAGUUACUUAAAACAAUUUCAGUGAAUUAAUACAACAAACAUCUUUAAAUAUCAAAAUGUUUUAUUUAUCAAACUUUGAAUUGCGUUGGGGCAAAGAUACCCCAGUUGCAAUGUGGGCACAGAUAAUGCAUGUGAAUCAGAUUUACUAGGCCUAAUUCAAAGCAGUUAAGUACUGUUAGGGUUGGAAUAUCUCUUUAAUGACUUUAAAUCACUUCAAAGUGGUCACUGCUGUCUCUAGCAGUGACUUCAAAGAAUACUCAUCCUAGCUAAAUUGCUUUCACAGUAAUAAGUAGUUAGACAUACAUAAGAGAACAGGGAGGAAACAGGAUAGUCAUGGGUGGGCAGGAUAUUAUAUUUUCCCACUCUCCCCCUACUCAUUACAGGGAUUGUUUAUAUAGCUCUCUAAUGACUUUAAAUCUCUUAAAAGUAGUCAUUGUUGUCCUCCUACAUGGACAAAAAUGGAAUGAUUUAUUAUUGUUUAAUAUGGAGGAAUGGUUGCUGAAGUUGAUAUGUUUGAUUAGAGAAAAACUAUUGCUGACAUUUAUUGAUAAUAGUUAUAGAACCCCUUUUGGACCUUUUGGGUGAAAAGGAAAAUGAAUGAAUUUGAGACAUUUGGAUCUAAAGAUUGGGGAAAUAUUGCUUAACAGAAAGUCGUACAGUUGGAUGUCAUGCUAGAGUGACUGUUUUGAAUAAUAUCUUUUAUAUAACUGACAGGUGGAAAAUCAGAAGUCCCUUUUAUUUUUAUUUCUUCUUUUUAUUUAUUUUUUAUUUUGCUUUGUUUGAAAGAACCCCGCCCCCCAAUAAAGAUCACCAUAAUAUGUUAAUGCUACCAUUUUCAUUUUAUUUAUUGCAGGUAUCGUACAAGUUUCAGACCUAAAUAUAAAAUAACAUAUAAGACAGUAACAGAAUUGGAAUGGAGAUGUUGCCCUGGAUACAUGGGUAUAGAUUGCAAAGAAGGCACACCACAAAAGCCAAGGUCUGCUGUUUACCCAGCACAGCUACCAGCAGAUGACAUGAAGCCAAGCUUGGGUAAUUCUUUUCUUUGAAUUUUGGUAUGCAUGUCCCUGCCCAUAAUUUUUCUUUUUGCUAUGUUUGACACAGCACUUGCAGUCCAAAGUGUUUUAUUUAUUUCUCUGCCAUUUAUCAGUCUCAUUAACCCUUUGAGGUAGGUUUUUGAGGGCCCAGUCAAAGAUCCAUCUCACAUGUACCCCAAAAAUCUGAUCUGGAGGGUGGCCCCAAGCUUGCAGAGCUGUUUCUGAGGGUCUAGGAGGUUGUGGAGGAGACAGGAGAGGAAGAGCAAGUAUAGCUGCAUGGACAGAAGUCCAUGGAGCUGCAGUAUUGGAUAUGCAUCAUUGUAUAUAUUUUUUAAAAACCAAUAUUUUUAAAGAACAGUCUGUUAACCAUAUUGAUAACAUGGCAGUGCCCGUGACGGAGCCUCAAGAACAUCUUAUAGGGUUUUUAUGAAAACCUAUGAGAUGGCGGUGAAGUCUUACUUCUCGGCCUCCAUUGCAUCCGCUAGCUCUCGCCCGGCGCAAUUAUUUAGUAUAAUUAGGUCUUUAACGUCCCUUGAAGGACAGCCAAAUUUAAAUAACAAUCUGACACACAGCUGUGAGGCAUUUGCAAGCUUUUUUGCGGAGAAGGUCCUGUUGCUCCGCCAUGACCUCCCUGCCAAUUUGGAUACAAUAAAGGAACUGGAGGCCCCUCGACUGUCCUCGGGUCCAGUAUUGGACCACUUUGAUCGGAUAUCCCCAGCCGAUGUGGACAGACUCCUCCGAGCUGGAAAGCCCACCACCUGUCCUCUUGACCCGUGCCCGUCUUGGCUGAUUAGAGCGUGUCCAGACGAGGUGCGGGCCCCUGGGGAUAUCAUCAAUUUGUCCCUUGGCACCGGGAUAUUUCCAGGGAAUUGAAGGAGGCAGUGGUGCGCCCGCUCUUAAAGAAAACAUCAUUAGAUCCCUUAGAUCUAUCCAAUUACCGCCCGGUUUCGAAUCUUCCAUUCCUGGGUAAGGUGAUUGAGAGAGCGGUUGCUGAACAGCUUGGUAGGUUUCUGGAUGAAACAUCGGCUCUAGAUCCAUUCCAGUCUGGCUUCCGCGCUGGUCAUGGGACCGAGACGGCUCUGGUCGCCCUAACAGAUGAUCUCCGUAGGCAGCUGGAUCGAGGCGGGUCGGGGCUGCUGAUUCUUCUAGAUCUGUCAGCAGCCUUCGACAUGGUUGAUCACGAACUCCUGGACCACCGCCUUGCCGACGUGGGGAUCCAGGGCACAGUCCUUCAAUGGCUGCGCUCGCUUCUCUCCGGUCGGGGACAGAGGGUGGCGCUUGGGGGAAUUGUCAUCCCGCCACUCCUUGGUGUGUGGAGUGCCUCAGGGUGCGAUACUCUCCCGAUGCUUUUAACAUCUUUAUGCGCCCUCGCCCAGCUUGUCCGGAGUUUUGGGCUGGGUUGCCAUCAGUAUGCUGAUGACACCCAACUCUAUCUGUUGAUGGAUGGCCAUCCUGACUCGGCCCCAGACACACUGACCAGAUGUUUGGAAGCUGUGGCUGGAUGGUUACGCGGAAGCCGGUUGAAGUUAAAUCCUUCGAAGACAGAGGUCCUCUGGCUGGGACGGGACGAUAUGGGAUUGGGGGACAACUCCCAUCUCUUGCGGGGUGCAAUUAGUGCCAGCACCGUCCGUUAAGAGUUUGGGUGUAAUCUUCGAUACCUCCCUCUCUAUGGAGGCGCAGAUUACAGCUAUAACAAAGGCGGCAUUUUUUCAUCUCCGCCAAGCUAAGCAGUUGGCCCCUUAUCUCUCUCGCCCUGACCUAGCCACUGUGAUCCACGCGACGGUCACCUCCAGACUGGAUUAUUGUAACUCGCUCUACGUGGGGCUGCCCUUGAGACUGACCCAGAAACUCCAGCGGGUGCAGAAUGCCGCGGCGAGACUCCUUAUGGGGUCUUCGCUGCGAGAUGACAUUCAUCCGGUACUAUACCAGCUGCACUGGCUCCCGGUGGAGUACAGGAUCAGGUUUAAGGUGCUGGUUUUAACCUUUAAAGCCCUAUACGGCCUAGGACCCUCGUACCUACGGGACCGCCUCUCCUGGUAUGCCCCACAGAGGAACCUACGGUCUGCAAAUAAAAACAUCCUGAAGGUCCCAGGCCUCAGAGAGGUUAGGCUGGCCUCAACUAGAGCCAGGGCUUUCUCGGCUGCGGCUCCAAUCUGGUGGAACGCUCUGUCACAAGAGACUAGGGCCCUGCGGGACCUGACAUCUUUCCGCAAGGCCUGCAAGACAGAGUUGUUCCACCAGGCCUUUGGUCAGGGCCCAGCCUGACUCCCACCUCCGGCAACCUGCACAGAACUUUGCUCAACGGUUGCCAUUAAUUUGAUUUUAAUUAAUUUUUAUAAUGAAAUGUUUUAGAAUGUUGGAUCAUUUAAUUGUUUGAUUAUUUAUUUGUUGUUAGCCGCCCUGAGCCUGGCUUUGGCUGGGGAGGGCGGGAUAUAAAUAAAAUUUAUUAUUAUUAUUAUUAUUAAAGCAAAUGGACUGAUGGCGAUCUGUUGGGUUCAAACCUAAGUUGACUGUUGUAGUAUAGUAUUAUAGCAGUAUAGCAAAUUAACAGUAUUGGGUUAUAACACUUUACUUUCCUUUCAUUAAAAAAGCCCUGAAAGCAUUUCAGCAAUAAUUUAAAAAAUGAUUUUUUAAAAAAGGCUUUUUCUACACAAAAGGUGGUAAACAUAUACCAUCAGUCCUGGAAGUAUUCCAAGCUAAACCCCUAGCACAGUUAUUAUAUGGGGCUCAGAUUUGGACAGGCACUGACCUUAGAUCUAUGGAAGCUGUCCAAUUAAAGUUCUUAAGGCAAAUUUUCCCUGUACUACCCUGUGUCCCAAACACAUCAUUCUGCCUAGAGGCUUAUCUUCCCUUGGUAGAAUUAUGGAUUUGGCAUAGGACACUUAACUAUUGGCUUCGCCUAAACUUAAAUCUCUCCGGUCUAAUAUCCCCAGUGCUGCAAAAUUAUCACAAGAGUGCCUAGACUAAAAUUGUCUAUCAAAAACUUCACUCUUGUGGUUUAUCACCACAACAGCUACUCACUUUGGGUUUUAGCAAAGCAAACAGUCAAAUUUGUCAGUGCCUAAAUGAUAUCGAGCAUCAGAACAACUUGGUCACAAUAAGGAAAUUUUGCCCAUGGUAUGACAAUUUUCCACCUACCCAUUUUGACUCUCUGGCACCCUAUCUGCAUAACCUAGCAAUUCUAAAAUAUAGACAUGCUUUUACUCUCACGAGAUUGAAUGUAUUGCCCUCAGCUGUAUUUGAGAGACUAUUCUAACAGAUUCCACACGAAAAACGCUUAUGUCCCUGUGGAAAUGGCAGUACCGAAUCGGUGGCGCAUGCCCUUCUGGCUUGCACUCUUUAUAAAGACUUGAGGAGUGAGGUUAUCACCCCUCUUUUAUUGUCCAUUCCAGGUCGCCCAGCCACUGCCACAGUGUCCUUUCUCUUGGCAGAUCAAGAUGAGCAGGUGACAGCAAGGUUUUUAGCUGGGGCAAUUAGAAUAGGAUCCACUAUUUGACUAUUGACUCAAAACCCUAAAAUGUAUUUUAUAUAAUUAACUUUUUUCCUAUUCUUUGUGUAUUGUAUUGUUGUAUAUCAUGUUUUUUUACUGCUAUGGCCAAUGGCUGACACAAAUAAAGAUCCAUUCAUUCAUUCAUAAAUGGUGUGUGUGUGAUGAAAUGGCAUUCACCACAAGAGUUAUAAUGAAUAUGUGCUGAACUUAAAAUGGCCUCACCCCAGCAGUGUGUGGGCAGAACAUAGGAUGCAUUACUGCCAAUAGUGUAGAGAUUUAAUUCCAAUUUCAUUUGCAGCUUACAACAAAAGAACAGUGACUUGGUAGUGCUAGGGCCACCCUUUUGGAAGCAGCUGUUAGUGCCCAUGAGCUUAUUUCAUAUUUACAAGUUCAGUGAUAUUUUCAGAAUGUUGUAUGGAAUGAUUCUGUAUUAUAAGAAUAUGAGGGUUUUUUUUAAUGCUGGUGCUUGUCACUAACUUGAUAAGUUAGUGAUGACUUUUAAGCUACUUUGUGGAAACAGAGCCUAGAACCAAGAGCUGGGUGGGGGCUGUUUAUGCAGGUGAACAUGCUUUUUUCUGCACUAGAAGCUUUUGCUGGUCUUUCUUUCUUUCUUUCUUUCUUUCUUUCUUUCUUUCUUUCUGAACAUAUUCCAUUUGGCAAGGCCAGUUGUAAUAUUCAGUUUGGAUGAAUUGGGGCUGGUUUUCCUUGAUGUCAUGUUGCAGGCAUUUCUCCUGCAUUGUCAGGAAAAUGUUCAGAAUUUAGGUGCAGUGGCCAAUUUGCACAGCUGUAGCAAAAGAUAAUCAGUUUGAUAUGCAAUAUCCGCCCAAAGUACUGUGCAUAUUUCAGUAUUUGAAAGGGCAGCUUAGGUUGCUUCCCUGUAUAAGCUUUUUUUGUGCUGACUCCCAUGAAAGUACAGAAUGAUGGACUUGGGUCAUAGUGAGAUCAGCACAGAUGAUGCAGUCUCAAAUCAGUAUCAUAUUUUGUGUGUGCAUUGAUUCUCAUAUUCCUAGUUUGGUGGAGGAGUGGGGAAUCUAACCCUUCACAUAUUGCUGGGCUACAACUCCCAUUAUCCUUGACCACUGGGCAUCUUGACAAGGACUGAUGAGAGUUAGAUUUCAGCAACAUCCAUCAUCAGACUUCCUACCCUUGUAUUAAAGCAUAGAGCCAAAUAUAAAAGAAGUAAUUCACUUUGAAGGAAAAACAUGGGGGGGGUGAGAAAGUUGUAAAGAUUUAUCCCUCUGAACCAUCUAAGUCAGUUUGGGGUUUUGUAACUUCAAGUUUAGUUUCAAAUGCUGUUUCCACAUUUUUCUUUCUUUUCUUUCUGCAGACACUAAUCCGAAACAAGAACAGCAGGACUCACAGGAUAAAAGAAUUCAGCUCCUUGAGGAUGAAGUAUUCCGCCUUACACAGACUGUGCUAGAGCUUCAGUCCUCCUUAACAGGUGUGAAUGAAAACCUAAAGCUUUCUGUUCAAGAAGAUGCAAGUCGGAUGCUUGUAUCAUGGUUGAACAACCUUCAUGACCGUCCAGAGCCUGACAGUACGGCUGAGGGCGAAACAAAGAAAAUUCAUGUGUUUGGAAAUAAAGACCAAAAGGAACCUGGAAUAGAAAAUAUAAAAUCUGAACCAACAGAAGAUGGAUUGAAGGACAAAGAUGACAAGGUGGAAGAAGGGAAAGGGAAAGCAAAUGGUUAUGAAGCACAAUUAAAACAGCUCCAAGAAGCCGCCCAAGGCCCAACCGUAAUGAUGCCAAGUAGCCAGUUGUAUCAGCAGUACAUUGAUGCUAGGUUUGAAGAUCUGAGACAGGAGAUUUUGGAAGGAUUUGAGAAGAAAAUGGCAGAUCUGAAAAAUUCCUGUGAGUACAAACUGAUGGAUAUUCAACAACAUUGUGAUGAUCAUGAAGCCAGCUGCCAAGGAAUAAGGGAACUUAUUGGAGAGAAAGAAAAUGACAUCAGAAAGGAGAUAAAACAUCUUCAGACUCUUAUCCAAGCACCAUCAAACCACUCAGUUUGUUGCAGUAAUGCUGAAACUGAUGCUUUUGGACAGCAGCUAAAACAUUUGGGUGAGAAGAUUGACAGAACUGCAGAAGCAAAUAGGAUUUUAAAUGCCAGAAUAGAUAAUGAAAUGAAAUACAUAGCCACUCCAUAUCUGGAAGGCAACUUUGAUGCAAAAUGGGAGGAAGUGGAAGCCAGGAUCAAUGUUACAGAGAGAAAUGCUGAACAACACUGCUUUUACAUUGAAGAAACUCUUCGUGGCGUUAUAGCUACUGAAGUAGAUGAAGCGAGAGACAUAUUUGACAAAAAGCUUCAGGCACUGGAAAACCGUCUGAGUGCUACUUUUCUAGAUGUUACUAAUAUCACAAAUCCAGAUGAGAGAAAUGUUGAUCUAUUAUCAAUUUUGCAUAGCAAUUCAGGGUCUGGAAAUGAACAGUUUGUCUCUGAAAUAAAUAUUGUGAAGAACAAACUGCAAGAUAUUGAAAACCUUUGCAGGCAGAAAUGCCAGCCGGUAUCACACAAUGUGGAGGGCCUCCAGAGAGACGUAGAAAACUGCAACAGUAAAUAUGAUGUAUUGUUUUUGAAAACAGAGGGUAAUUCUGGUCUUUUAAAAUCCUUAAAUGGCUCUUUAAGUGAGAAAUUUAAUUUAAUUAAAGGCAGCCAACGUGACAUUCAGAAGCUUCAAAAGGAUUUACGAAUUAUUCGUUAUGGUCUGAAUGCUAUUGAUAAAAAUAUUAAGAAACUUCAGGGUGGUUUGAGCAGCUGCAAUGAACAACUUCUAGGUAUCAAUUCUACUUGUGAAAAGGUACAACUUGAUGCUUUCAGAAAGGUAGAUGAAAUACAGAAAACAGUGGGCAAUCAAACUCACCCAGACAGUAAUUGUUGUAAUGACUUAAAGGAUAGGAUGGAACAGCUAAGCACGAAGCUAUAUUAUAACCUGAACAAAUGCCAAGAGAAAUUGCCUGGUGUCUCUGAUAUGGAGGGUAGAGUGUCCAGUGUUGAAAAAACCUGCAGCAAACUAGAUCAAGUGUCUAGCAGCCUCCAAAGGAUAAGGGAGGGAUUAAACAAACAUGUCUCCAGUCUUUGGAACUGUGUCAAUAAGAUGAACAGAACUAUAAUUUCCCAUUCUAAAGAUAUUUCUGGACUCAAGAAUUCAUCCCAGCAGUUCCACAGCCAGUUCCACAAAUUCACCAUUGACCUCCAGAAUCUGAUGAAAACUAAACCUGCUACAUGUAAGUUAGCCUCCCUCUUUCUAGAUGCUAAUUUUUAAUUUUAAACAAGGUGACAGCAGGGGUAAGCUAAACAGAUUUUAAAAUAACAAUGUACAUCAUGGAGAGCAGACGGAAUUGUGUUCAUAUUUUUACUUUCUACCUUUGUUUUUUAAAUGUGGUUUACUGAAAUCAAACAUUUGGGGAGAAUCCAAUUUGAGCCAAAUGCUGUACAAUUUUUCUCUAUACAACACGACAUCACUUUAUAGUAAUACUGUUUUUUACAAGUUCUUGAUCGGAAUGUUUAUGAUGCAUUAAUUGAAUCUAUGAAUCUAAAUGUUUCUUUAACUAUUUCUGGAUAUUCAUAUUCAUGAAAUGUUGCAUGCAAACGGACAGAGAGCACCAUUCUUUGCUCAUGUACAGAGUGUUCAGGCUCAGACAUGAUCUCGCCCUACUUUCUGGGCAAACACAGCCGUGUGUGUGUGUGUGUGUGUGUGUGUGUAUUUAGAGAACAGCUGAUAGUGCUGAAGUGAAUCCCUUCUGCCCUACUGAAUGAGACAAAAGCUCCUAAAUUCAGCACAGCUGGGCAUCCCUUCAGGCAGAUCUGUAGUAAAGAGUUAUGGUAUCCCUUAGCUUUUAGAGUCCAGUAGUGCAGAACUGUAUAGCUCUGCCCUGCCCUGCUCAUUUCACAACUGACACCACACAAGCUGUUGUGAAAUAAGCUGCCAUAUUACAGUUGUUAGAAUAUUCAGUCAGAUCUGAAGCGAAGUGCUUGCAUCAUAGGGCAAGCACACCGUCAGAGCAUAGUGAGGAAUCUGUCAAAACAUUGCAGGCAGUGGAACUCCUAAAUAGGAAUGUAAUUCCUCUGCACCCAGAGAAAAUUUCCUUAUGCCCCAAACAUGUCACAUAUCUCCCUGACAGCAUCCUUUGCAUUUGGGACCAGAUCCCCUACUCUGCACCAAGUUGCGAAUGUGAAAAAAUGUGAGUGUAUUUGUCUUGUUAGUAUUUCUUCAGGUUUCAUUUAAAUGAGGCAUAUAAUAUUAUUUCGUAAUUUAUAUAAAUAGAUGUCUCAUGUGUUGGCACAAGCAUAACCCUUCUGCACUAUCUGUCUCAUCCAUGGCCUAGGCUGCCUAUAAAUAUUCUUGAUUAUUUUUUUUAAGCCAUGGGUGGGGGACCUGGGGCCCUCCAGAUUUUGCUGGACUCCCAUCUGUCACAAACAGCAUGGCAUUGGUUAGGGAUGAUGGAAGUUGUAGUUUAGCAGUAUCCGGAGAGUCACAGGUUCUCCAUACUUGCUUUAAAUCUUGGAGAAUCAGAGUAGAAGGUUCCUGUACAGUCAUAAUUAUAAAUUUUUUUGUUUUUUUUUUAAAAAAACUUGGUACACAGUAGAACAAACAAAUGCAAGAAAAGAAAAAUGUGCUGGAAUUAGACUCUAGUUCCCAUUUACAGAGAUGUGGAAGACAGCCUUGGGUCGAUUGACCCUUUACUUAGUUCUCUUUUCCCUCAUAUAAAAACUAUGCAAGACACUCUCUUUUAAAGUUUAAAUGGCAUAUAAUUUUUACUUAGUGUACUUGCAGUUUCAGAUUAAAUAUACAAUGCAGGUGGAUGUUUCUUAAAUUGCUAAAACCUCUUACACAGAUUAAACUGUUACAGGGUAACUGACUCUGAGGCAGACAGCAGCACAAUGUCACAUAACCUGCUGCUCUAACUGCCAUAACUGUACCAACUGCUAUAACUGCCACAGGGUGUAUGACAUCACAGAGUUCUACAGCUCUUGCAAUUAACCCUUUGCAUAUGCAUUUUGGAUGUUAUCACCCCACAAAAUGAAGUACUGUUUGCAUUUCCAAAGUAUACGCCAUUUUGAAACUGUGAGGCAGCCUUUCCCCAUCUGGUGCCCUUCAGAUAAACCUGCACUACAAUUCCCAUCAUCCUUAACUGUUGGCUUCUUCUAGCCCAGGGAAGUGGUGUAGUACAGUAUGUGAGAUGUUGAUCUGCUACUUGCCUGGACAGAAUUGCUACCCAACUCAAGCUCAGAAGUGUAGGGUCUACAUUUGUAGUUUUCCUUUCCAAGUAUAUAUGACUGCAAGGAAACAUCCAGCCCAAUAUGUGCAUGCUGUUUGCUUUGAAUGAAAGCCUACUACAUUAAAUGAUGCUUGUGCCAGUUAGUGUGCAAAGGAUUUCAGACUUACAAAGCAAAUAGGUUUCAGAAAGUUUUGAGAUGAAAUGACAGCUGAUACUGAAAAUUGAGUAAGGAUUCUUGGAGUACAAAUAAACGAACUGUACUAGGAAAUCUCUGAUAAAGUUUUUCAGAGAGGUAGCCAUGUUAGCAGCAAAAAUGACAAAGUGUAUUGUGGCACCUUAAAGACCAAUGGAUCUUGUCCUACUUGUGUAUAUGUGAGUUUGUGUCUGUCACCUUGGGAAUCAACUUGAAAAACAAAGCAGAUGGUUCUCUGUGUCUGAAUAUCAUUAAGUCAAACUGAAGCAUUCAGUAUAUGGCUGCAAUAAACUGCAUCUGAAUGGGCAACCUUUAAUCUUACAUAAGUUAGUUUUAACCUCAAGCAUAGGUUUAUGAAAAUAUCUGACAACGUAUUAUAUGACUUAAAUGAUUGCACUUCAGUUUGGCAGGCUCAAACCAUAAUUGUCUUCUUUUGAUAAUAAUUUUCGUACUGAUUAUCAAAUAAAACCUGUUAAAUAAUAUAUUCCAGUUGGAAAUUCAAGCAGGGAAAAGGUGUGCUAAUUUGCAGCCAAGAAUAUUCUAGCUUUGGCAUCAGUUUUUACUUUAAGCAACAUGGAGCCAAGGACAUUUUUAAUGAGUCAGUCCAGAUGUAUGUUGAUGGGUUGCUGCUGUAUAAGCCAUGGGCCAAAUCCUUAUUUGGUUCUUAACUUAUUCAGUGCUUCCCUGAAAGGUAGUGGGGUGCUUGCUUGGACACAGAAAGAAUAUUCAGUGCAUUAUGGACAUCCUCCAACAGCAUUAGAAUGUCAGAGCCUACUCAAGAUGAGCAAUUUUGUCCUAGGAUCAAACUUACUGUCAACUUCUCCAGUAGCUCACAACACAAAAUUGCAACGAGGCCAUCUUAAAUUGGUAAAAUACUAAUACCAGCAGGGAUCCACAGCACAAUAAAGGUAUUUGUGUUAUCUUCUGAUCAUGCCUGGGCCAUAAAACAGCAUGGAGAGUUGUGUCCAAUAUAGUAAAGGCAAAGGGUGGAAGCAAUGGUGACAUUCACCUGAAUUACAUGGUAUAUGUGGCAACCAUUUUAUGCAUAUCCAAUUGGCAUUCAACUUAUAGGUCCUUUUGGACCUGGAAGAGGUCAGGACGGGACGGGAAAGGGUGUAACAGGGCAGAGCAGACUUAUGUGCACUCCAGUGACGUUCGCGGGAGCCAGGAACGGAACCCCAUGCAAAAUGGUUGUAGGCGUUACCAGAGGGCCAUGAUCCAACCAUAACAGGAGUCUCUCCCAUGCUGUUCUGAUAACAAAUGAAAUGGGCUACAAUUGAGGUAGAGAAAGUCAGGAAAACCAUCAAUGCAUCUUGGCGUUCCUUCUGCAAAUAGGACUGCAUUAGAGGAGCCUAAGUCUAGGAUCCUACUGCUGUUAAAUUUUUCUUUAUGCUCUCUUUAUUGAAUUCAUCUGUAAUGCUGGAAAUGGAUGGACAUUGAACUUUGAUGGAGGAUAAAAUUACAAUUGGUUGAUUGCCUAGUACUGUUACAGAUUUUAGUUUUAUUACUAACUUAGACUUCCUAGUAUCCCUGCUUGCAUGAACCAAAGUGUAGAAUCUGAUGAAAUCACUAAUCAUAAUGAAAAAGAAUAUUUAAUUAGGAACAGAAGGUAAGAUGGCUGUGAAAUUCUGCAGUCUGUUGGAGGAGUAGCCAGUGUGGUGCCCUCCAGAUGUUGUUGGAGUAUAACACUCAUCAGCCCUAGUCAGCAUGGCCAGUGGUCAGCUGAAGGCCAGCAUCUGGAUGGCACUGUGUUGGGUACCCCUGGGCUAGAGGUUUUUGGUUUUUUUAAGGCGGUAUAGUGGAACAAGGUUUUAUGGAUAAAUGUGCGCCUGAAUCUUCUAGUUUCUUCUUAAAGGAAAUCGUAUUUUUUCACUCACAAAAAAAGUCAACAAUUUUGAUUUUAGCUCAGUUUUCUUUGUACCUCGCAUACCACAUCACAUUAAUAAAAGUUGUGGGCCAAGAAACAGAGGUUUAAAUCUGAAGGUAGCUUAUCUCAUAGCCUGGCAUCUGACCAGAAAGCAAAGAAUGACGUUACUUGGCAUGUUGCCUCCUUUGGUGUCAUCAUUUUAAGUUGCCAAUAGUAAAUAAAGAACUAUGAACACUGCUGAAAAAAGAUGGUGCCCUGGGGAUAUUCUAUUUUCAAAUGCAACAAUGAUCUAAGUGCAGUUCGCCUUUCCAGCUGUUUUUCAGGCUGUGGAGAAAAGUCCCUGCUUUAUAAUUUAUCCAAAAAAGAGUUAGACAGAGACUGUCCUAAACGUACCCUUUUAAUUUACUGAGUUAACUACAGUGGAGUGACACCUGGGAUGAAUUUUGCCCUUGCUGUCUGGAUUACUAACACAUGCUUUGCCCAAAUGGUGGUUCCUUUAUCACUAUUUUUAGAUCUUAAAGAAAGCAGUCCCUGAUACAAAAGCAACUCAGUAUCAAAGGCCAAAAAGGCCAAAACAUCAGGUACUGCAAAGUAUUAGCACAUGGGCAUCCAUGUGUGAAAUAUUUAUGGUGAGCCACACCAAACAAGCUGACUUCUCUUUGGAACAACGGACCGUCUGAUUCCAUCUAGAUCUUUCAUUGCCUUUUUUUUUCAAUGAGAAGAAUUUAAGAAAAGUUAAAUUAUAUGGGUACAGUGAUAGAGAUAAGGUAGCUUUGUGCCACAUUUUUCAGGUGGCAAACCUCUAUUUAAGGGCUGUUUGGUUGAAGCCUGGUUUAAUGAGAGGUAUUGCAUUAAAAUUUGUUAGCAUACUAAAUUUCUUUGCAAAUCUUCCCUAUUGUAAUUUCUCUUUUUUUGGUAAUGCAUGAGUGAUCACCCUAGAUUUAAGAAAGCAUAGCUGAUAAUAUAAAAGGUAUUAUUGUGUUUCUAUCUAACAGCAUUAUAGUUCUUUUCUUAUAAAGAAUACUUAGUACUUAUUAUUGUGUUUAAUUCAAAGCAGUAAUUUAGCGUCCCUCAGCUUCUGAGUUCACAGCCCCCAUUUUUAGCACUCUAUGUCCCCUUGUUUUUCUGCCUUCCUUCUUAGCUGUCAAGAACACACAGCUCCCUCUUAGCCCUUGGCUCUGAGUUAUGUAUUCCCCUAGUCCAAACAAUCUAGUUUCCUUUCCACCAGCUAUACUGAGGUAGGCAGAGCUUCCUUUUGUUUUUAAAUAAAAACACUCUGAGUAUGAAAUACAUAAGGCCUGCAUCAGUUGUGAAUGUCACAAGAAUGUUUUCAAUUGCUGCUUUUCUUGGCAAAUUACAUGGAAACACGUUUCAGUCACCAUUUCCAUAUAUUUUGCAGAAAAACACCAGUUUCAAUGCAGUGCACUGUUCACAAAUGAUGCAAGGAACAUGUAUUUUGUACUUGAUUAUCUGUUAGAGUUCAAAGUGUCAAAUGAAAACUUGCCUGCUUUAGGGUCACUUUUAUCUUAACACUGGGAUUAUGCAGGGAAGAUUAGCAUGGCUGCUUCUUACAAACUAUUUUGCACUAUAGGCACAUGCUAUCAAAUAAGAAUGUGUGUGUUCGUCCAUAUAUAUUUGUGUCUUGUCUUUUUAAAAAGACAUCUAAAUGAAGACUGGGGGAAAUGUAGGGUCCCAUAUAUUUGCAUUUAAAGGGAAAGGAACUUACUUACAAAUGUGUGUGGUCUUCGUAAUUAGUGCAAUAUGUGUGUUUGAUUAUUUGAGUGCAACACAUGUUGACAGGCUAGCUUCUUACAUUCCAUGAAUUACUCUUGCUCAUUAGCAGUUAGAGUAUCUAUGAAGACUUUUGUGACACUUCAGUAACUCAGCCAAUGAUUAGCAGACAGACGGCAGCCAAAAGCUGAUUUGGUAUAUGAACUUCCUUUGCUUAGUAUUAUUAUAUACAGUGGUACCUUGGGUUACAGAUGCUUCAGGUUACAUAUGCUUCAGGUUGCAGACUCCACUAACCCAGAAAUAUUACCUCGGGUUAAGAACUUUGCUUCAGGAUGAGAACAGAAAUCACGCGGCAGCAGCGCAGCGGCCGCAGGAGGCCCUAUUAGCUAAAGUGGUGCUUCAGGUUAAGAACAGUUUCAGGUUAAGAACGGACCUCCGGAACGGAUUAAGUUCUUAACCUGAGGUACCACUGUAUCUAGAAUAAUUCUCGGAGCUUCUGUGAAAAAGCUCUGACCCUCUAUGCCACUUCUGUAUUCACAGCAUACUCUGAACAGAAUCUAUCUCACUGAGAUUCCAGCAUUGCAGGAGGUUGGACUUGAUAGCCCUUAGGGUCUCUUCCAACCCUACAAUUCUGUGAUUCGGGGGGGGGGGAUAUUCAGUCAAGCAGAUGCAGAAGUAAAUUGCACUUAGCUUUUUCCUUUGUGAAUGAAACAAAGCUAAAAAAAUUUCAAGAAUCAGACUGCUAUAACUAAACAAAAAGAAAGCUACAUUAUAGCCUGCUAAAGGAGGUGAUGACACCUUACAGAAUCACAGACUUGUAGAGUUGUAAGGGACCAUGGGGGUCUUCUAGUCCAACCCCCUAAAUUGUAGGAAACUUUCAUCCACCCAUGACCCUGAGAUUAAGAGUCUCAUGGUUAAGGUGGCAGUGUUCUGGGAAGAAUGACUUUAGCAGUCCCACACAUCCUUCGGCCCAGUGGGUUUUGACUAUACUCAAUUUUGGCCUUAGGCGCGAUCACCAGUAUUAAUAAUAAUUAAUAAAUAAUAAUAAUAAUAAUAAUAAUAAUAAUAAUAAUAAUUUAUUAUUUGUACCCCGCCCAUCUGGCUGGGUUUCCCCAGCCACUCUGGGCUAUUUCCAACAAAGAUUAAAAAUACAUUAAAAUGUCACACAUUAAAAACUUCCCUAAACAGGGCUGCCUUCAGAUGUCUUCUAAAUGUCAGGUAGUUGUUUAUCUCUUUGACAUCUGAUGGGAGGGCGUUCCACAGGGCGGGCGCCACUACUGAGAAGGCCCUCUGCCAGAAUAUAACCACCAUGUAAGUUGUGGACCUUCUGUAUAUUACUGUCAGGAAGGUCGGGGUGGGGGGAGCAAAGUGUGCUGCAAAGGAUGCUUGUGGUUGAACUAGAUUGGCUGAGUGGGUGACCUUCAUACCAGUCCUAGUAACAGGAGGCUUGGUCAGCUCAGGUAUAAGACGGUAUCAAUUUCUAUUCCACCAUAUAUUCAUCCCAUGCAGCGCUAUUCCUGCUGCACUGCAGUAUGGCUUCUAACAAAACCACAUUAUUUGUCUCACUGUCCACUAUGGUGAAAUUUUAAGUAAUUAAUUCUGUAACUCCGCAUCAUUGCAAUGCAAAGGAGAUGCAAUUCAAAUUGGGGGUGGGGAGUUAUAUAUCUUUUGAUCACAUUCACUGGAUGUGGGAUGAAGAAGUAAACAUUGGCAAUUGCUGCUUCCAUUUUGUUGGUUGUCAGAAAGGAUGUAGAAUAUUCUGUGCCAAAGAGCCAAGAGAAUGUAGCAUUGUCAGGGGCACCCACAGGACGGAAUCUGUAUCUUUAAGAGAUGUGCAGAAUGGAAAUUCGUUAUGGUAUGCCUUCUCCUGUCAUUAAAACCCUAUGAUAUUGAAAGGCCACAUAAUUUGGCCGCACAAUUUGAAGUAUUGUGCUACCUUAAAUAAAACAUGUUGGGAUAAUGGGAUGUUUGCAGGAUCUUCUCCUUGCUGUCACUUUCCUUGGAAUAGGGCCUUUGGAGCACCACCUUAUCAGAAUAUUGCUAAAUUCAGCAAUGACACUUACAAUGUCAACAUAGUUUAUCUGCCUCAGAUAAGCAGAACAGAAUGGUGCAGAAAUGUAUUUCCACUCAUAUCUCUGUAUUCUCUCAUAACUCUAGAGUUCACUCAGCCUGCUAAACAUAGUAAUACUUUAGUAAUACUUUAGCUAACACAUCUAUCAGCACAAUUAUUUAUACUAUAGAAGAUACAACAGUAUUGUUUGAUAGGGUGCCCAUUUUUUUAAAUAGCGAAUGUCCAGAGGGCAGUGGGAGCUGUAGGAUUUUUUUUUUUCUAUAUGAAAUUUUGCACUGCCUAAGCAACAUUCACAUAGAUUAUCCUAAAUAACACUUGCUCUGUUUAUGACGUUAUUAAUAAUCACUUUUUCUAAAGGUCUUCAUAUUCAUCCCUGCUAGUAACUCAGUGAAAUAGGCAGUGCUCUUUUUCUUAAAAAAUGUUUAGGGGUACUCUCAUUUUCCUAAUCAUAUUGAAAUACUGCCCAUCAAUGAGGCUAAACUUAGAUUCACAAAAUGUUUAGGGCUGUGCGUACCUCUGCGUCCCCCCAGGGGGGAAAAGCACUGGAAAUAGGGUGAUUACUGUCAUUUUGCAAGCCAAGAACCAAGGCUAAGAGAGGCUGGUUUAGCAGACCUGUUUCCCCACCAUCUGCAGUUACUAGUAUAUAUUGCAGUUGUACCUUCUAUAGGACUGCCUGUCCUACUGCAUUAGGCUCCCCUUCCCCUUUAUCCCCAAGGACACAAGGACCUAUGCAUGUGGCAGAACAAGAAGCAAGGGCUCCCUCUCACGGGACUUAGGGGGAAGUAGGAAGCAGAAGCUGGUCCUGACAAGCAUUUUGGGUAGGCCAAUUACUAGGAUCACAUGGAAACAGCUUGCUCAUUUGAUUUGUUCACUUCUCGUAUCUCAGUGAACUAUUUCUUUCAUAAUUUUCCUUUGUCAUAUUCAAGAUAACCCUGCAGCAACUGCAUAUAUGUUAGAAUACGAACUAAUAUCUUUCAGUGCAGUCAGUGCAGCAGUAAUUUCCCUUCAGCACUUAAGUAGCAUUUUUUUAAGUCCCCAGAGUGCAUUAUGCAUUUUUAAAAUGGUAAACAUACAAAUAUUUAUCAACAUAAACUGCUUUAUAAAUCCCACUGAGCACUGCUGACGUAUUAUUUGGCUGUGAUCAUCUAGCAAGUCUUAUGUAAUAAAAGUGGGGCUUCCCCUUUGCUGGCAAUGGAGAAAGCAAAGCAAAACAUACCCAUGUUUUUGCUUAGCUCUGCCUCUCAUAGCCCUAAGCUCUAAAGCAGUAUGGAUCAUGAUAUGAUGUUCUAUAUGUAACAGCUUUUAAUCCUUGUAUAUGCUUCCCACAAAACCAUCUGUGAACUUAUACAACAAUGACAAGUACCGUAUUUUUCGCACUAUAGGACGCACUUUUUCCCCUCCAAAAAUGAAGGGGAAAUGUGUGUGCGUCCUAUGGUGCGAAUGCAGGCUUUCACUGAAGCCUGGAGAGCGAGAGGGGUCGGUGCGCACCGACCCCUCUCGCUCUCCAGGCUUCAGGAGAGCCCCAGCGCCAGCCCCACAAGGUCGGGGGGACAGAGGAGGCGGAACGCCGCCAUCCCGCUGUCUCCCGAAGUGGUUUGGAGGCUGACGGCGGGGAGACCCCGCCGCCGGCCCCGCAGCUCCGGGGACAGCUGGGAGACGCAGCGCGUCUUCCUGCUGUCCCCGGACCUGAUCUGAAGGCGGGCGGCGGGGAGAAGAGCGCUCUCCCCGCUGCCGGCCCCAAGCUCCGGGGACAGCAGGGAGACGCAGCGCGUCUUCCCGCUGUCCCCGGACUUGAUAUCUAGGCGGGCGGCGGGGAGAGCAGCGCUUCUCCCGCUGCCUGCCCCCAGCUCCGGGGACAGCAGGGAGACGCAGCGCGUCUUCCCGCUGUCCCCGGACCUGAUAUCAAGGCGGGCGGCGGGGAGAGCAGCGCUUCUCCCGCUGCCUGCCCCCAGCUCCGGGGACAGCAGGGAGACGCAGCGCGUCUUCCCGCUGUCCCCGGACCUGAUGUGAAGGCGGGCGGCGGGGAGAAGAGCGCUUCUCCCGCUGCCUGCCCCCAGCUCCGGGGACAGCAGGAGACGCAGCGCGUCUUCCCGCUGUCCCCGGACUUGAUAUCAAGGCGGGCGGCGGGGAGAGCAGCGCUCUCCCCGCUGCCUGCCCCCAGCUCCGGGGACAGCAGGGAGACGCAGCGCGUCUUCCCGCUGUCCCCGGACCUGAUGUGAAGGCGGGCGGCGGGGAGAAGAGCGCUCUCCCGCUGCCUGCCCCCAGCUCCGGGGACAGCAGGGAGACGCAGCGCGUCUUCCCGCUGUCCCCGGACCUGAUGUGAAGGCGGGCGGCGGGGAGAAGAGCGCUCUCCCGCUGCCUGCCCCCAAGCUCCAGGGACAGCAGGGAGACGCAGCGCGUCUUCCCACUGUCCCCGGACCUGAUGUGAAGGCGGGCGGCGGGGAGAAGAGCGCUCCCCGCUGCCUGCCCCCAAGCUCCGGGGACAGCAGGGAGACGCAGCGCGCCUUCCCGCUGUCCCCGGACCUGAUGUGAAGGCGGGCGGCGGGGAGAAGAGCGCUCUCCCGCUGCCGGCCCCACAAGCGCCUGGGGGAAAUAAUUUUUUCCAUUAUUUCCCCCCCAAAAAACUUGAUGCGUCCUAUGGACCGGUGCGUCCAAUGGUGCGAAAAAUACGUAUUAUAUGGUUAGAAACAGGCAAGAACUGGGGCGGGAGCUGGGCCAGUUGGCAUAGGCCUACAAUUUUGAGGGAGCUUGCUCUGGGUCUGCUAGGUAGAGGCAAAGGUUACUGAAAAGCUUGGCCAUAUUCCCAGCUUUGCAAGGCCCUAGUUAGACAAUCUGAAUUCAAAAAUAGAAAGAAAUGUUAAAUCGGGAAAGAUAUGUCCUUAGCCCUGUGUCUGCAAAAACAAGACAGGGUUAACAACCUGUAGGAAGAGGUUGUUGAUGCAAAUCAACUGGAAGCUUUCCCCUAGAGUCACCGGAGGGUCAUGCCAUGGCCCUAGCCACCACCUGGGCUUCGGACAGGAACCACGACCACUGGAUUUCUUUAACGGAAUACCCUUCAAAGGGAGGGGUAGGUGAUGGCCACAACCUCCCCCCCAACACACAACACAUUUUCCAAUGCCGGACCGCCAAACCUUACAAAGUUGUGAUGGUUUGUUCCGUGCAUGUGGGAACAAAACAGGCAGAGUGCAGGGCCCAUGACUGCUUAAAUGCGGCAAACCAUGCCCCCCAGCUAGCUGGAUUGGCCGGCUGAGGGUGUGAUGCAGGCCCGGCACUCCCUGUGACUCAGGGGGCCCAACCACGCCCCCCUGCAAAGCGCGGGAAGCGAGUCCUGCUCGCAGCUCCUCCCCUCGCGGAAGAGGAGAGGCUUUGCCAUUCUUAUAAUCAUAUAUUCAAAUAUUAUUCAAGCCAAGUUAGCCAAAACUUCUGAUUGGUCCAUUUUCUUCCCUCUACAAACCUUUAGCUGAAAAUCCAGCAGUAUUACUACCAAGGAAACCACAAGAAAAGAUUCCCCUGCCACCACCAGAUCCAAGAAAACCAUUACAACCACAUCCAGCACCAUCACAGCCAAGGACACCACUACAGCCACAACCAGGGGAACAUGUGCAGCCAUCACAGCCAAGAAUACACCUACAGAUUCCAGAACUAAGAAUACCUUUGAAACCAUCAGAUCCACAAAUAAUCGUACAACCACCAUUGCAAGGAAUACCUCUUCAGCCACCAGAUUCCAGGACACCUCUACGGCCAUCAUCACCAGGAUUUAAAGCAGGAUCAAAACCUUCCUUGCCUGGGUCAAGUGGGAUAUUUAUGGAAACUGGACAGGCAGGACCUCCUGGUACAGUUUUAAUGUCGGAAAAAGGACGGAAAAAAAGCAAAAAUGGCCAGAAUGGCCAGAAUAACAUGCUGGUUUCCGAAGGGUCUGCUGGAGCACCAGGUGAGCAGAUUAUCUCUGAGUUACUUGUUGUUUCUUGUCAUUGAUAAAAUAUGCAUAUUUAUUCAGAAUCCGGUGAUCAGAUGUUCUGUGUAAAAAAUAUGACUGUUCCAUACCAACAUACCUGGGGGAUCCAAUGCUCCUUCCCUUUGCAUGUUGGGAUUUACGAUGCUCUGGGGUCACCCAGAGGCCCCCUCAGUCCCACUGACCUCUCCGAGUGUCCUCCUGGUAAGCACAACUGUGGAAUGGCACAUUCCUUCGUUCUAGUGUGCCCUUCAGUGACAUCUUCCAGAUGAAAGAUGCACGCUAAUCUUCUGGCAUAGCGCAGCAAGAAGAACGAACCAUCCGUAGAUCUAAACUACGUAUUUAUUUAUACUAUAUACAGACACAGAAUCAUGGCUCUCUCUCAUUCAGCUCCAAGAGAGAACAGGCAGGCAACUAGUAAAAGUGAAAGUACAUUACAUAGUACAUGCAGAUAGGACUGUAUCCGGUUCUCACGCUUCUUCUCAGUCAUGUGAAUUACACCAAUCACAUAAUGCAGCCUCGGAGGAGUGAUUUGCUAACAUUGCACACCACAGCAGUGGAGGAUAACAGCCAUUCCUAUCUACAAUAUUGCUGCUUCCCACCAACAUUGUAUAGAUAGUAGCAGGAGCCACUAUGUAUAUUCCUUUCUUCACUAAAACAUGCAGGAAGGGAAUGAGAAUGUGCCGGGUCAUGGCCCUCUAAAUUCUUCAUUUAAAUAGCAGUAAUUAGACCACUUACUGGUAGUCUACUAUAAUGCUACUCAUUUCAAAAGGACCACUCCAAAAAUUCUGAGAAAUGCAGAUGCAGAAGUUACUAAGUACUAUAGUACAGAUGCUGGUGGUACUGGAAUUAAUCACAUUUGACAGGAGGGGUGUUUCAUUAUUAGAGACUGUAAAUUUGCUUGAAAUACACAUCUUUUCCAUACUUGUUUGUAGGUUAUCCAAAACUUCCACGGCCUCCCUCUACAACUGAACAAGGUAAUCCCACGUUUUCAGAUUUUUUUUCUUUUCUUUUUGCUAAUUCCCAUAACUUGCUUGGUGGCAUUUACUAAAGCAGUUUAUAGCAUAAAUACUAUUUCAGAUGACAGUUAUUUCCUGAAAUAUUAACUAAGAAACUAUUUCUUCUAGUAUAGUUUCAAAAUCUGAAACUUAUAAAUUACUUUCCCUGAAUCAUCCUCCUGCCCCGCUGCCUCCUCUGUUCACCCUUCAGAUUCCUGCCUGUCCCUGACACCUAGAGAUCAUUAUUUAGUAAUUUGUAUACAGCCCUUCAUUCAUAGUUCUCAGGGCAGUUCACAAGAUGCAUGUAAAAGGCUAUUAACUAAGUAAAUAAGCAGAGAGGAUCUUUAAAUACCUCCUUGUUGCUUUCCCUCUGUUUACAAAGGAAAGCUUGUGAUAUUCUCCUCUUUCAGGCAUCCUACCCAAGUAGGAGCACAAAGGCUGGUGCUGAAAAUAGGCAUAUAUGUCAGCAUAGUGUCUGGGGAAAUGAGGUGUAUCGUGAGUGAAACACACGCUUCAACAUAUGGCUGAGUGCUGGCAUUGAAUCCAUACAUUGUGGCAUGCACACAGAUCCAAUAAUUUGUAUCUAGUAGUUUAUUACCUUCAAUCUUCAUGCAAGGCUAGGCAUGGAGAGACUUAGCUAACCAUAGCCCUUCCUUCAGCUAAAGAUCAGAAACUAUUCUACUGUCAUCUUAAACUGUUUAAAGUAAUUGAUUGUUGACAUGUUCCAGACCCGACUGUGUGCAGGUGACUGCAGAGAGCAUAGCACUGCUGCUAACACUUGGAUAAAGUUAGCUUUCUCAUAUUAGGCUGUUAUGUGGCUCCACUGUUUAAGAAAAGCCACUGAAAUAAUGGAGAUUAAGAUAAUGGUGAGCAAUCUAUUGUAUCAACAUCUUAAAAACUUAUAUAGUGUGUAUAUACAAAUGCUGUAAUAGUUACCUGAAAAUUUAUCUGACUGCAGUUGGAGGUGUGGUUCUGCAGUCCGUUAAGCAGGGGUGAGGAACUCCAAGUCUGGAGGCCAAAUGUGCCCCUCCAGGCCUCUGUCUGGCUCCUGGGACCCUUCCCAGGCUAUGCCCCCUCCCUACUGGUCCUGCUCCAUGCCCUCCCAGGGACAAUAGGUUUGCAGGGCCCAGAAAGGAGCAGCUACUAUGUAGAAGGACACACUGAUUGAAGAAGAAAUCAAUCAAAGUACUGUAUUUUUCGCUCUAUAACACGCACCCGACCAUAACACGCACAUAGUUUGUAGAGGAGGAAAAUCCGUAGGCAUGCCACCCGUAGGCAUUCCCUCCAUAACACGCACAGACAUUUCCCCUUACUUUUUAGGAGGAAAAAAGUGAGUGUUAUGGUGCAAAAAAUAUGGUAAGUUUAUUGUACUAGCUGAAAGUCAUGUCAAUUCCAUACAAUCACAAAUUAAAGAAUAAAAGGAAAUAGCUACAAAAAUGUUAAACUGGAGGUAAGUGAAAGUUAAUUAAAACACCACUUUUGAAUGUGUGUAUAGAACAGUUGCAGCAAAGGAAUAUGCAGAGACUAUUUAGAAAAGUACUUCAGUGGGAAGGACUGGGUAGGGGAAGCUAAGUCCAUCUACAGCACUCCUUAGAAUGACUGUUUUUCUAAGCAGGCUCUGCAUGCACUACACUGCUCUGCUAGGUGGAUGAAGUAGAAGAAUUGUACAUAUAUUACUCUUAGAUGGAUUGCAACAACUGCUUGUCCACUUUGAACUUAGUUACUUAUAAGGAAUGGUCACUUUCAUUGUGGCAGCACAUGGGACUAAAAUCGAAGGUUUGCAAUGAAAGCAGUCUAUUUAGCAAGUUUGUGUUAUGCAACACACUUACCCCUUAGCAGUUGUGAAAUAGAGCAUGUUGCAGUAGCCUCCAUGUGGUGGUUGUGAUCUGUAGAUUGGCCUAGUACUCUCUGCAUUGGGCCUUCUUGGAGAAGCCCAAAGGCUUAAAGCCAUGAAGGUCAUCUUCAUGUGGUGGUAAUCUCUUUUAGCAUAAUUGGUAUGUGGUAUGUAAAGCAUAUAGCUAUAUCCAUUGUGUUUAUUCAUUCCACACACUUUUGAUCAUGUAGAACUAAGACAGUGUUGCCUAAAAAUUUGUUGCUGGAUGAGAUAGGGAUAAUAUUGCUAUUCACUUUGUAGAUGAUAGGAAAAGUGUAAAUAGAAGAGGACCUUCAGUCGUCCCAACAGUGGUGAAACUGCAAAAGGUGUGCUUGUUUUGUUUUCGUUCAAUUAAGGGCAUGGCGAGAACUUUGUGUAUAAGACCAGCUAAAGCACUUGUAAUGCUGCAUUAUGUGUCUAAAUUAUGAUCACUUCUUCAUUCUAGGAGCAGCUGUUACUUCACCAGUGUCAUUCUCUGCUGGUCUCACUCAGAAACCUUUCCCUAAUGGUGUGGGUGUGGUACAUUUCAACAAAGUGCUUGUAAAUGAUGGAAACCAUUAUAACCCUAAAACAGGUAUUGAAAGGUUCAUAAUUGAUAAAGGGAAACAGGAGCAGAAUCUAUUGAAUGAUUUUUUUUAAUUUUAAAUUCUGUAGAAUUUAAAUGCAUUCCGGCAUUUUCUCGACUUGUACCUGCUUAUAUAAAGCAGCUUAAUAGGAGGUUCCCUUCCGGUCCAAGUUAGUGUGAGAGCAGACACUACUGAUACAUUUUUCAGAUCCCUCAAGCUGCUGAGGCUGGCAUUAACUCCAUUGCUAACAUCCAUUUCUUUUAAUCUACCCAAUAUUGUUUAGUCCUUGAGCAUGCUGUCUUCCCCCCAUAAAUCACAAAUACAAGUGGCAGAACUGAAGGAUUUAAUGUUGGGAGAACUUGCUAACAGCAGACACCAUUGCAUUCUUUCCUAUGCAUUGGGGAACUGAAGUGAAAUCACAAUCAGCUCAGUGGAUAAAAAUGUAUAAUAAGCAUAUGCAGGAGCUAAGGGAGAAUGAGCUCAUAAGAGGAAUUUUAUGUGAAGAACUCCUCUUCGUUGUCAUGCCAAAUAAAAUAUGACACGUUCAGAUUAAAUGCCCUUUAUUUCCUCCCAGUUAUUGUACUGACAUAUUUGUGUUAUUUGAAAAAGCGGUAGGAAUUGGACUUGGGCCAACUGUACACGUGUGUUUUGAUUAAUGUGUGUCUUCAUUGCAGGCGUCUUUACAUCUCCCUAUGAAGGUCGUUAUCUGAUCACAGCUGUUCUAGCUCCAGAGAGAGAUGAAUACGUAGAAGCUGUGCUGUCCGUUUCCAAUGCAAGUAUUGCUCAGCUCCACACAGCUGGCUACAGGAGAGAGCUGCUCGAACACCACCGACCACGAUCAGGGAAACGAACUUGUGGUGGAACGGGGGCUUUCCAUCUUGUUCUUCACCUCAAAGCUGGAGCUGAAGUAAGCAUUGUAGUUACUGGGGGCAAGCUGGCCUACACAGACUCUGAUGAAAUAUACUCCACAUUCAGUGGGGUGUUUCUAUAUCCUUCCCUUUCUCAUGCAUAGAGGGGAGUAAUGAAUAAAUGGUGAAGCUUUAAUAUUUUAUUCCUCAUUUUUUUUCAUCACCUUCAAUACUUCUGUUUUAAGUGCAAUCUUUACAUGACUAUAUUUUCUUUCCCUCAGUUGACUUUCUUUUAGAUUAUGGACAUUUAAACAUCCUACAAAAGAACAGUAGUUACUAUGGGGGUAUCACUGAAAUAUGUUCAAAGUAAAUUAUGCACUGUUUAUUAACUUUUGAAAUAGAGACUUUAUAAUUGCAAUCCUGAGUCAUUGAAGCUAGUUAAAUAAAUUUAAAAAUUAUCCUUGUGAAACUAUCUUGUUUUCAUGCAUUAUCCUUAAAAUGCUGAAAGCAGCAAAGGAGGUCCUUUUCACUUAAGUUUGAACUAGCUGUUGAAAAUUAUAGCAGUUGUUGCAGCAAUAACUUUUGUAUUUCACUUUCUAGUCUUCAAAGCAUUUCAUGUGCAUUAACUUGUUCUUGUAAAUCAUGUUGUCAUCAUAUUUUAGAUAGGGGGAAUGGAGCCCAAGGCCACAGAGUAAAUUCAGGAAAAAGGUGAUAUUUGAACUACUAUGCUAGAAGUACGAGGUUCACACAGAAUUCGGUUCUUGUAAGUAUCUGAUGUCCUAAAAGCUUUCAUCUGGGAAAAGUGGAAGUUGAGAACAGGCAUAAUACAACAUGGUCUAAAUAGCACCACUCCCUUAUGUGUUUGUUUUUGCAGCAGACUAAAUACUAAAAAGCAAAGACACCCAGCCAAAUAGGCCACACCCUCCUUUUUCUGUACUUGGUAAUCUACUAAUGGUGCUAGGAACUCCUGCAGCCAAGGAAAGAACAUCCCUCAUGAGGCCUGUGAAAUUUCUCCUCUUGUCUUGCUUCUUCACUCUUGCAGUUCAUCCAAGUUAUUACAAACUUGUAGCCUACCCUAAAAUACUGAAGAUGGCGCUACAUGUACUUGUUCUGUAGGUUAUGACUGGAGUUUCUUUAUCGCAGAUAGUGCAGAUAGUUUUGUGUACUGUAGUCUUAGUCCUAUCUACUCAUACUUAAUAGAAGACUGCUGCUCUUCUGUGGGAAUGGCCAGGAGCCCUUCAGUAAACAAUGGGUUGUGCCUUUACUGAAGGUCUCCCUCAUGUCUCCAGAAGAGGCAGUCACAGUAAAAAUCUAGUGCUUUAUUGUAGUUGGCAGAAAUUUUGCCCCAGCCCCCAACUGCAUUUAGCCACCAUGGAGGAGGCUCACCAGCCCCAGUUCUGCAGCAAAAAAGUAAUUUUUAUGGAAAUUGCAUUUCUGAAUCACUUAUAUGGUAACCCAAAACCUUUUCAGCCUACUUUCAGGUAGAGUCCAAAAUGAACAUAACUACAGGCUUUUUCAGCUGACUGUCUCUUCCGUGUUUAUUCUCCUCUACACCCAAGGUAACUUUUUCCUAUAUUGUACUGAAUGGAAUUUCUGUGAUUAGGCUGCAGGCCGUUCUGAGCACCACAGGGAAUAAUUUCAAAUGUAUAAAGAUAACACAUGUAGUGAGGUUUUAUUGUAAAUUUUAUUAACACAGCACAGUGGACAUUUUUUUCCUAACAGACCAGUCUUUACAAAAAAAAACACUGUACUGGAAUGUUCAAUGAUUAAUAAGUGAAUAAAGGUAUAUCAAAGAAAAAACUGGUUAUAACACAAUUAAAUAGAAUGUACUGAAGAAUUAUCUCCAAUCUUGCAUUCAGAACCAACCACAAUGUAGAUUCUCACGCUCUCUAAAGAAAGGUGUCAAAAGUUUUGCUGAUGAAAGCCUUAUCGCAAAGGUAUCAGUUCUAAUAUAUCUGUCUUACAUAUUAGUUGCUUUAAAGACUUGAGAUAUCUUGCACUUCAGUUACCAGCCUGCAUCACAGUCAUAUUUGCAUAAAUUGAAUGCAUUUAGAAGUUUCCAAUGCUGAGUCAUAUAAUAUUUUUCCAGAUGAGGGCACAAUUCUUGAAAAAGUAUAUGGAUAGUGGAGUACUGUUUUUCAAGGAUCCCAUUUACCCUGCUUAAUAGAGACUAUUUUUGCAUUUACACACACAUACUCUCCUCCAAAUACUAGUCUUAACACAAGGACACAAGAGAUCUAGAACCUUUACACUGCAAUAGAAAACAACUGUUUUCUUGCAUAAACAAGCAGAGAUUGCCUUAAUUAUCCAUGCAUUACUUGCAGGCUUUGAUUUCCCAGCUCCUUACUUUACUUGUAUUCAUUUUAUAUGACAAAUUCCAGGUAAAUGAUUUGAGAGGUGCAGCAUAUGCUGUUCAAUACACUUCCAAAGUAAAAGGAAAUGCAUAUUCAAAAACAGCCUUUAAAAGGUUCUUUGUUCAUAAACACAAAUGUAUAUCUCUUUCAUGGAAAGAACUAAGAAACUUGUGCUGAUCUGAAAUAGAUUUAGUACAAGCGUUGUUUCCCAAUACCAGUUCCAAACCAUCCAUUUCCAGUUCAGCAAGGAAACAGAUUAAAAAUUACCUCUAGCAGAUAGCUAUAUUGGGCACCACCAUCUACCAAUGAGCAGCUCUGGAGUCACUGAGGUAAAAUCCAAACUCAUCAUGUAAUGGUCUGCAUAGUGCCAUUCAAAUUGAGACCAAGAGAUAGAAAACAAUAGUAUAUCAUUUUAAGAAGUGCAUAUUUUGUUCAAAUGAAGGAAGUGUUUGGAUCAAGGUGACUCAAGAGUACUCUUCAGCAUUAAGCAAAAGGGAAUUCUUCCAGAAGUUUUGGAAAUUCUUAAUAUUCAAAAGCAGCACACAGAUCUCCACUCCAAACACUGUCAGAAUUAUUCACUCCAGUUAACAGUACUGAUGCCUUAUGAGGAGCAAGAUAACCUAUUACUGCAAAUGUGAAAUAAUGUACCGUACCUCAGAAUAAAGAGGGAGAGGGAAAAAAAGAUUAAGAGCAUAAUGUGAAACAAACAUUCAACUCAAAUUGAAAUUUAAUCUAGGAUAUUUCAAAUUUUCAGAGUGCUUUACAGAAUACCGUAUAAUAUGAAAAUGAACAAGUGCUAAAUGUUGGAGUGAAUUUUAUCCAGUACAGUAGGCUUUUCUUUACUAGAGCUAUAACUUGUACUUCCUUGUGUGUGGAGAUUUAGGUAAUUCUAUUACUUUAAGAUAUCUGAUUGAAAAAUAGUUUCAAACCACAUACCACAUGACAAUAUAGAGCCCAAUCACUGUUUAGUUAGAAAUUUCAAGCCCCAACAUUUUUCUAAGGUUACAUCUACUGUACUGAUCUAUUUAACUGAUCUAAUUAGUCUCAAAUGUUUUCCCUGUACAAAGUCAAAAGGAGCAAAUUACUAGUUGUGAAACUCCUCGAUAAGUCUGAUAAAGAUUUUAUUGAGCGCACUACGUCUAGUCCUUAAAGGCUGCUACCAUAGUUGACAACAUAAAACCAGCACCGGUAGCAAACCUGCAGAUUAAAUUUAGUAGUUCAUACCUGGCAGAGAAUACAGUUUUGAUAUGUUUACAUGGAUACUUUGGGUGACCAGGAAAGCAUUAGUCAGCAUUUCAGUUCUUAAGGACUGACCUAGCUUCAAGUUAUAUGAUGAUUCAAAAAUGUUAACUCUUUCAGUUUGAGUUGGUUUAUGGCAUACUAGACUAACCUGGCAGGGAGUUGGAAUGUUUUUGCUUAUAGACGUUUUAAUCAACUAUCAUUUUUGUGUCAGGGGUUGGAUAGAAAUAGGUGAAAGAAUGUAAGACAACUGGCUACUUAAAUCAGGACCUCGAUUGCUUUUGGAUCCACUGUGGAGCUAAGAUACUAAAUGUCUAAACAGAAGUAACAUUUUGUACCUGACACACACAGUAUUUCUCACUUGGAUGCUCUUGUCCUGUGCCACUUUUAUCAAAACUGAAAAACCCUGAUACAGAGUUCUGGAAAGGCAUUAAUAGUAGUUCCAGUUUUAAAGACUGACUAUAUACAUUACCUUCUAUAAAACAAGAAUUUAUCCCUGAAUAUUUUCUGAAUCUGUUGCCUGCUGAUCUAUACAGUACCCAUGCUAAGUGCAAUUAAGAGAUGUCAGCUGUUUGCAGCAAAGAUGUUCUUACUGUUCUUUAGAAUUCUAAUUUCACAUAGCAGCUUAGGGAAGCAAAAUUGCUGCAAGAAAGAAAAAGCAUCUCAGACAGCCCCAAUCACUGUAUAGUAGUUGUUUGUUCUUUUUUUUUUUUAAAGGCAACACAACCAUGAGUGGGUAAUAGAAGUACCAUUUCCACUACAAUCCUCAGUUCUUUAACAGUGUAGCAAAACAGAGUGACCACUACACACGAACUCAUGAAUCCUUAAGAUAUUUUUAAAGAAAUUAAUAAUGAGAGAGACAUUGUAUCUCAAACAGCCUAAGUGCUGGUUUAAGUACUAAAUAUAAUUCCUAUAGUGGGCCUAUUAAAUCUCUGCUAUCAAUUUUACAUACUUUUUUCUCUUUUCCUUUAAGAUGAUAUAUCAAGGAGGCUAACAUACAUAACAUCACACACAUCCACUGUGGUUUGUAUAUAUGAAGAUGCAAAUCUGCAACUAAAUUUUCAUUUUCUGUCCUCUAUCCUCUGGAUGGUCUGCUAUUUCAAAGGAUUGCUAUCUUUCUAAUGCCUUAAAUCAAACAGUAAGGACAUCUUAAAAGAACAAAGAGAGAUCAGCCUUGCAUUUCAUUUGCUUAUGCCAAACCUUUGGCGCUUCCUGUAUUUAAUAAGACACAUGGUACCAAAGGAUAAAGGAGCCUCUGCGGAAGGAGGUUCUCUGUGAUCAGUGCUGUUCAAGCUAAGUCUUCUAUGUUCACUUCAGGAAGCUGUUCUCUCCAAUAGCAGAAGGAGCUGAAUUCUGGGCAUACAAAAGCAGAGCUCUGUUCUUUAUUAAGAAGUGGAAACACAUGUUCUACUAGUUCACUCAGCCUGUAAUAC
This is a messenger RNA of Podarcis lilfordi (Lilford's wall lizard), 40384 nucleotides long. Lineage: Eukaryota; Metazoa; Chordata; Lepidosauria; Squamata; Lacertidae. The record is from the annotation of a GenBank genome assembly.